AUGCCAAAAAUUCAUGAUUUUUGCGCAAGAAUUCAAAAUGCCUUUCGAGCUAAUCAUCAGUAUGUAGUAGUCCCAGAAACAAAAAUGAAUUUGAGCCUUGCUUCAAUAUUGUGUCGAGAAGGAUUUGUUUCUUCAGUCCAACGUGGAAAUCAUGUUAAACCUGAUGAACAACCUACUCAGACAACACCAGAAAACAUUCCAACCCGAAGAUAUUGGCUCAAACUUAAAUACUCUGAUAAUCGACCAGUAUUAGAACAGAUGAAAUGUUGA
Messenger RNA from Entrophospora sp. SA101, 270 nucleotides. NCBI's taxonomy places the organism in Eukaryota, Fungi, Glomeromycota, Glomeromycetes, Entrophosporales, Entrophosporaceae. The record is from the annotation of a GenBank genome assembly.